This is a messenger RNA of Oppiella nova, 1923 nucleotides long. The record is from the annotation of a GenBank genome assembly. Lineage: Eukaryota; Metazoa; Arthropoda; Arachnida; Sarcoptiformes; Oppiidae.
CACAAUCCGAUACUGUGAGCCAAAAGUUUGUAGGAUUUUGGACCAAAUUAUAGAAAAACUAUGAUAUUGUGAUGUACUUAAGUUAGAAGUGAGUCUAUCCGGUCUAAGGGUUUGCGUGUCUCUUGUCUAUGGUGUCGUCGGUGUCUAUCACUGUUCAGUUGUAGACAUUUAGCUUUGUUUGUGGUCUCUUAUACAGCAACAAGAAUAACAAGAAUCUGAUUCUCGUUUGAAAUAUGCAUUUCUAUAGCAUAACUGUGGCGCUCAUCUAUUUUGUAUCAAUUAAUUUUGAUUACAGACAGGUCGAUGGAGUGAAUGGCGUGAAUGCAUUGCAAAGAAUGGGACGAAAUGAUGAAACAAAAGUCAAAUGCAAAGAAGUGGUGAAUGAAGCGCUCAGACAAUACUGGGAUCACUCCAAUGAAAUAGAAUCGAAAGAAACAAACGAAGAAUCAGAUGACAAACAAACUGAAGACGAAAGCAGACAACAAAUAGAUAGCAAUGAAAAACAGGACAUAAACAAAGACAGCACUGAGAAAGAGUCGGACAGAGAGGACAAGAAUAGCAAUAGUGAUAAAGAUUUGAGUGAAUCGGAUGAGUCGGAUGAGCGUCGCUCACGAGUACAUAUCGACGAUAUUCUUCGGAUCUAUGAAAUUGGAUCACAAGAGGACACGAGUGAACAGAAUCUCAUUUUAUCGAUAUUUCGAGAAUUGAAAAAACUUUAUGAAUCGUCUGUAAAGCCAUUAGAAAUGAUUUAUAAGUACAGACACAUCACCACCAGAUUAAUCACUGAUGCCGAGUUGUUUGCAAAACCCAAAGUGCUUUUCUUAGGCGCCAAAUCCAGUGGAAAGACAUCACUUGUCAACUACCUGUUAGGCAUCGACUCAACGCCCAUGCAAUUGAACACAGGCCUAACCACUUCAUACCCUCACUUUACUGUAUUGAGCUAUGGAGACAACUAUACCCGUCUCAGUCCAACAGAACUCUGCGCUGACUUUACCUUUUCAAGUCUUCAGCAGUUUGGCCAACAAUUUCUUGAACACUAUAUUCAAGCCAAUAGAAUGCCUAUUAGUUUAUUGCAAAAGAUGACAAUCAUCGAUAGUCCGGGACUUACGGAUCAGAUCAGCAAAAGUGCAACAAUGGAUCAGCAAGAGAUAGACACAGAGGUCUACCAGUGGUUCAUCGAUAGAAGUGAUGUCAUAUACAUUGUCAUAGAUGUGACUCAAUUGCAAAUCUCACACCAACUCCAGGCAUUAAUAGAACAGUUAAAGGGACGUGACGUGAGAUUCAUAUUAAGCAAAUCAGAACUGGUCUCUCACUCGCAGAUCGUCACAAUAAUCGGUCAACUCUUGUGGAUAUUGUCUCCGAUAAUGCCAUCGGAAAGACCGCCACAAGUGUACGCCUUAACCACGGUUCCACAGCAAGUGUACGAUGCGUUCAUCGAUGACCAGGAGGUGUCGUGGCUGAAGGACCUGUCCAAUCAAAUCAGUGGCAUCUCUCGCGUGGAGUCGCGUAUAGCGGCGUUGCGUCGACACGCGGUUCGGGUGCGAAAUCACGCCAAACUCAUCGACUGUUAUUUGUCCACAUUUUACAAGAACAAAGGCAUCUUCACAUUCGGCGCCUCCUCACGACUUCUGGCAACAGAUAUCACCGAAAACCCACUGAAAUACCGGGUAUACAGCGGUGCUGUGUUGGGUCACUCGCACAACAUUUCCAGACAUGACUUACCCGACCCCGGGGUCUACAGAGAGUUCUUCAGAUCCAACCCAUUGAUAGAUUUUAAGCCAUUGACAUCCACGUGCUCUUACUUCAAGGGCUGUCCCAUUGACAAACUGGACAUCACUAUAGCCUAUCAGUUGCCAGAACUGGUCGGUAAAUACAAGAAACUGACGCGAAUUGAACCCUAUCUAUAGCGCUGCCAGUAAUUAG